GUUAUCGGGACAGAAUUAUUUCAAACAAUUUAAAUUAUAAUACAAUACAGCGAAAAACCAACGACUUUCUGUUUAUAAAAUUGUUGUUGCUUUAAAUACUUAACCUUAUAGUGUUUAAUAAAAUAUUGACAUGGCUGAAUCACUGUUUGAUAUAUUUGGAGAUCAUAUCACAAGGCAAACGAAGAAAAACUUACUUCGCCAACCCCUUUCUAACAACGAGAACAUCGGUAAAACCGUUUCAAAUGGACCAUACAAACCUAACGAACCAGUCAAAAAAGUUGGAGAAACCAAAAAGUCAUUUUUAUUGAAUUCCGGUAAAGCUGUUCAAAGCACCCCAGUAAGGAAGCCGUUAUCACCAAAAUCUGUAAACGUCGGAGCAAUGAUCUAUACGGAUGAUAACAAUGAAAGUGGAAUAGACUUUUCGUAUGAAGAAAUAGAGUUCACUAAGCCUUCAUAUAACUAUGAUAAUUUCCAUAAGGAUAUGUUUGACUAUCUACCGUUACCCAAUGUGGAGGUAGUGCAUCAUAUGUCCCCACCUUCUACCCCACCACCAAAUAUGAGAAGAUAUUCUAUGGAAUUGGACUGCUCAUAUCAGGAUGAGUUCUUUACAGAUGACUUCUCAUGUGGCAGUAUCCCUGAUAACGAUGACCUUGGUUUACCAGAGCUCUACUAGUGUAUUAAUAAUUUCUCUAUGAAACAACAGGACAAGCAUCCAAAUUUUCUUUGAAAAACUCCAUAAGAUGCAUCAGAUAUCUUCAUAUAUUUUAAAGACAUUGAAUUCCGCCUAAUAAUGGUUUGUAGUGAAGUAAAAUUUGAUUUAUGUAAAAUUGUACAAUUAGUAAACUAAGGUUUUCUUUUCCUAAUAUAUUUUUUGCAUGUA
This is a messenger RNA of Papilio polytes (common Mormon), 880 nucleotides long. RefSeq lists its product as uncharacterized. Bases 131 to 673 code for a protein of 180 amino acids. The record is from RefSeq and is a predicted model, not a curated record. Lineage: Eukaryota; Metazoa; Arthropoda; Insecta; Lepidoptera; Papilionidae. The transcript has 4 exons.